AUGCUUGCCACGGCGCGGCCUUGGUCAGGUGUCACUGUAGGUGAGCUGGCGAGCAGCAGCACUGGUAGUGUGUGUCACUUGCAGUCGUACCUGUGUGCGCGACCCUCCAGCAUGACCUGUAUCGCGAGCGCGGGUGCUGGUGCUGUCGUUGCAUGCUCGUCCGCCAGCAGCGUCGGUGGUAUGCGACCCACCCAACUCCUGCGUCGACCGCAGACGAUAAAGCCGAACCCGAAUGAAGCCACCAGCGGCCAGUUUGAGAGGAGUUUCGAGAAGUUGACGGACAAGAUCGAGUCGCGCCUUCCGUUCCGUCAGCACCACGUGCUGCAUGGCAACAUCUACGAGCACCCGUAUGGCGAGCGGAGUGAACAUGACAUGUGGGUGGAGGCGCAGGAAGAUCUGCAUGGACGCGAGAAGGAGAAGCCGGCGGCACGGCAGGCACGCAGCUACUUCUCCGACGAAGACCUUUCUCCAGAAGCGCUGCACGUCCGCUCGCCACAGCUGAAGGUGGCACAGAACCUUCAGAGGCAGGCGUACGACAAGAAGAUUCUGAAAACGACGGCGGAGCCGGCUGCCUACUACUACCCGGUGGUGACCUUGGAGGAGAAGCGGCGCUACCGUUGGAAGCUGAUUGCUGGAUGGAGCGCCGCUGGCGUGAUGACGCUCACAGGUCUGCGGCACCUGUGCGAGUACAUGCGCACGGCUGGUUAG
Messenger RNA from Leishmania mexicana MHOM/GT/2001/U1103, 708 nucleotides. RefSeq lists its product as hypothetical. The transcript has a single exon. The record is from RefSeq and is a predicted model, not a curated record. The coding region runs from base 1 to 708 and encodes 235 amino acids. Lineage: Eukaryota; Euglenozoa; Kinetoplastea; Trypanosomatida; Trypanosomatidae.